CCUUGGCCCCUCCGCGUUGCCGUCUUUUCCGGCAGUUGGGACGCUUCCUGUUGUUUUCACCGGUAACCGCCCCUAGUGCCCUACCUCAGAGCACCUCCACCGUCCUGUCCCCUCCCCUGGCCGACCGGCUGCCGCCGCUGGGGCUUCUCCUGUCCGCACGUCGAGACUCCUGGCCCGGCCGGCGGCCGCGGCUGUCCGCCGCCCACAGCCCUGCCUCCCUCGGGGCUCUGCCAUGUCAAUGACAGGUUCAACACCUUGCUCGUCCAUGAGUAAUCACACAAAAGAAAGGGUGACAAUGACCAAAGUGACGCUGGAGAAUUUUUAUAGCAACCUUAUUGCUCAACAUGAAGAACGAGAAAUGAGACAAAAGAAGUUAGAAAAAGUGAUGGAGGAAGAAGGCCUAAAGGAUGAAGAGAAACGGCUCAGGAGAUCAGCUCAUGCUCGGAAGGAAACAGAGUUUCUUCGUUUGAAGAGAACAAGACUUGGACUGGAAGAUUUUGAGUCCUUAAAAGUAAUAGGCAGAGGAGCAUUUGGUGAGGUGCGGCUUGUUCAGAAGAAAGAUACAGGGCAUGUGUAUGCAAUGAAAAUACUCCGUAAAGCAGAUAUGCUUGAAAAAGAGCAGGUUGGCCACAUUCGUGCGGAGCGUGACAUUCUAGUGGAGGCAGACAGUUUGUGGGUUGUGAAAAUGUUCUAUAGUUUUCAGGAUAAGCUAAACCUCUACCUAAUCAUGGAGUUCCUGCCUGGAGGAGACAUGAUGACCCUACUGAUGAAAAAAGACACCUUAACAGAGGAGGAGACUCAGUUUUAUAUAGCAGAGACAGUAUUAGCCAUAGACUCCAUUCACCAGCUUGGAUUCAUUCAUAGAGACAUCAAACCAGACAACCUUCUCCUGGACAGCAAGGGCCAUGUGAAACUUUCUGACUUUGGCCUUUGCACGGGCCUGAAAAAAGCACAUAGGACAGAAUUUUAUAGGAAUUUGAACCAUAGUCUUCCCAGUGAUUUCACUUUCCAGAACAUGAAUUCCAAAAGGAAAGCAGAAACCUGGAAAAGAAAUAGACGUCAGCUAGCCUUCUCCACAGUAGGUACUCCUGACUACAUUGCUCCUGAGGUGUUUAUGCAGACCGGGUACAACAAGCUCUGUGACUGGUGGUCGCUCGGUGUGAUCAUGUAUGAGAUGCUCAUCGGCUACCCACCUUUCUGUUCUGAGACCCCUCAAGAGACAUACAAGAAGGUGAUGAACUGGAAAGAAACUCUGACUUUUCCUCCAGAAGUUCCUAUCUCUGAGAAAGCCAAGGAUCUAAUUUUGAGAUUCUGCUGUGAGUGGGAACAUAGGAUUGGAGCCCCUGGAGUUGAGGAAAUCAAAAGUAAUUCUUUUUUUGAAGGUGUUGACUGGGAACAUAUCAGAGAGAGACCUGCUGCGAUAUCUAUUGAAAUCAAAAGCAUUGACGAUACCUCAAACUUUGAUGAGUUUCCAGAAUCUGAUAUUCUCAAGCCAACAGUGGCAACAAGUAAUCACCCUGAGACUGACUACAAGAACAAGGACUGGGUCUUCGUCAAUUACACAUACAAGCGCUUUGAAGGCCUGACUGCGAGGGGGGCAAUACCUUCCUACAUGAAAGCAGCAAAAUAGCGUCCUUGAAAUGGAACCCUAAGUGCAGCAGCUCUUUGUAUAACAUCUCGGUGUUCCUCUCACACACUCUUUUGCAAGAACUUCCAAGAAGUUUAUGGAACCUACCCGUAUGUCGCGGUAAACUUGCCUGAAAUGUGAUAGUGAGUGGAUUCUCUCCACAGUGCAUCUGGAAAGCUGUAGAAUAAAGACAGCCAUUUCUACCACGUCGGCCAUAAGCAGCUUCUUUUGAAGCAUCAUGAGCCAAUUUGAUAGAUGUUUGUUGUUGUUGUUUUUUUAAACUUGAGUUUUUCUAAGUUCAUCAGAAUGAAGAGGAAAAACAGCCAUCAUCCAACAUUAUUGAAAUUGUAACAUAUUGAAUAUCAGCCAAUUCCCAUGAUUUUGUGAUAUGCUUUCUGCCAAGCCCACCAAGUAUUUCUUUUUUCUUUACAGCUAAAAGUUCCAUAGUACUAAGGAAACAGCAAUAAUGAAAGCCUCAGCAGCCAGCAUUCUGGCUGAAGAUGCCGAUCCACCAUCCUCUGAGGGGUGGUGAUGAUAGUUUCUCCCCGACCUCGCCUCAGGCGAGUGGCUUUUUAUAGCCUCCAUUCAUGGUGCACUUUAUUUAUGGUACUAGGAUAAAGACCCUCAAUCCGUUGAUUUAUCUCCUCCCACUUAUCUGAAAUACCCAUGCUGCUUUUCCGAGUGUUGAGGGGGGAAUACCUGCCUGAUUCAUUGUUGCUCUUCAGAAGGCCCCCAAAGCCACUGGCGUUGCCAAGGAGUCCUGGAUCAUGCGGAAAGCCCUCGCUUUCUCUUCUCGGCUGUAUCUGAAAAUCUGUAAGUUGAAUGUUGCCAUGGACCAGCAGUACCCGCAAAGUACAGCCAAUAAGUACUUGGUCUAUUCCUGGCCCGGAACCGUCUUGGCUGAGGUGAUGCUCCUGCUGGGUCUCCAGAACCUUCUUGGAAGUCGUGAAGGAACCAGCUCAAUGAAAGCGCACAACCAGCCUGCAGAUCUUUGUCCAGUUCACUCCUCAGUCCUUGGUGCAACUGUGUUUUGUCUUCUCUCUCGGUAUACGCUCCCAUCUUUAAGUACCGUUUUGCCUUGGAAUUAUGAUUACAGAUAUUUCCUUUGCAGAUGCCUUCUUGGGGGAUGUUCCUCUCCACCCUAAAGGGUGGCCUGCAGCUUGGGCCGAGGGGGCCCCUGCUGUGACGUUCUCUCAUGAGACACCCUCUGAGUUUUAGCACAAAGUGCCUUCUCUCUUACAGCUGCCACCACCUUUAGAGGAAUUUUGCUGUGUCAGAAAAUUGUGGAGGCUCCAUAAUAAUGCAUUAUUAUUUUUAAAAUUUUGAUAACUCUGAAAGCAUCAUUUGCACCUGUGUGGUAACGUUCCCUGUUGCAGAGCGUCGUGGCCGAGCUGCAGCUGGGCAGCUGCUUCCUGCCGGUUUCGAUGUUGAGAUCAGCUUUGAAAGGAAAGCAUGGCCCAGCUUAGCCGUUCAGUAAAGAAAAACGGAAUUCAAAGUUACAGUAGUAAGUGAAAUGCUUUGGAUUUUAAUAUCUUAGAGGAAGAAAAAAGAAUAUUAAGGAAGUAUUAGCUCUGGAUGAAGGUAGUAUGUCUGUCUCUUAUUCUUUCAUUCAUGGUCUGUUAGUGAAAAGGAAGUAAAUGAGAUUCUUUUGUGUAACUUUGUAGUUUCUUUGUAUUACCAAAUAGUUGGGGUGUUGACCCCCACAUGUUUUGCAAGAGUAUGUGGUAAGCAUGGGUAAGGAUAUGUAAUGGGAGUGGUGAUAGUCUGUGUGUUGGGGAAUAGCAGGGGAUAAUUUGUUUUCAGGGGAAAUGUCCACCUUUUAGCUUUUAAACUUUUGAAUAAACUGUGUGAAAAAGUAGUGAAAUGUGUGAUGUGUUCUAGCUCAAAUACGGCUAUUAAUUCCGAGACAGGGCUAGCGCUGUGCCCAGCCGCAGGCCGCUGCUUUCGUCUCAGAGGAGCUGGGACCUGAGUCUUUGGGAUUGCUGCCCUUACAGAGACUGUCUUCUGCUGGCCCCACGCGUGUUCUUUCCACCUGGUUCCGAGUUCCAGGGCAGUGGGCUCUCCCCAGUAAGGCCCAGGGGAUACCUUUCUGACAGAGCGCUCUCAACUGGCGGACCCUUUGUACAGCUCUUUCCAGUCCAGCCCCAUUUUCCCCCCAUCCUGGGGUUGACCAGGAAUGUCCAAAGCUCUCGGGACCGUAUUUCUCAGUGCCCCGUGUCCACCAGGGCAGAGUUCUUUCUCCAGAUCUUACGUACUUGAGUCCUGUGGGGUCCCACUUACCCCUUCUCUAGGCGAGGGAAAGAAGCCUCUGAAAGAGGCAGGAGGGAAGGGGUAAAGCCCGGGGUCGGACCCACAGGCAGAGGGAAGCUAAAUGCAGUCAGAAUGUGUACUGUCUUCACAAGGCUCGUUGGAAACAUGUUGGGAUUAGCUCAGUGUUGGUUCUGUUCAGAGAUGAUUCUGUUUCCUAUCUUAGUGGGAGUUAGAAAGCAAUAGAACUUGAACGGGACUACUUACUAAAACAAAACUGAAUACUGAUGUCAUUCUUUUUGACUUAGACUCUCCU
Molossus molossus (Pallas's mastiff bat) is the source of this 4190-nucleotide messenger RNA. RefSeq names its product serine/threonine kinase 38 (gene STK38). Gene Ontology annotation, molecular function: ATP binding; protein serine/threonine kinase activity. The record is from RefSeq and is a predicted model, not a curated record. Bases 233 to 1630 code for a protein of 465 amino acids. The transcript has 14 exons. Lineage: Eukaryota; Metazoa; Chordata; Mammalia; Chiroptera; Molossidae. Gene Ontology annotation, biological process: intracellular signal transduction; peptidyl-serine phosphorylation.